AGCGUCUUGUCGGCUAAUCACCGAUUGGUAGUUGGUAUUUCAAUCCACCGCCAUGGCACCCGUGGUUGACUAUAGUCGGAACUUAGGUAUCAUACGAGGUUAUUCUCUUAGGUAUCGAUUUGCAGAGGACUCACCGCAGCGUUCUUUAGGAUAUCUAACUGCAACUAGGGCUGUAUGUCUAUAUAUCCAAUUUCGAAAUGAUUGCCAUUCCAAACACUUGGUUUGACAAAAAGGUCCAAGACGAGGUAGCGACCACAGAGCAGACUACCGCGCUUAAAGCUUACCUCGAGGAUGAUAUAGAAGCCGAGGAAGCGGCAGUGCUUAUUACUGCAGACGUGCACCAAGCAACCCUUGCUGACACAACCUCAGCCGAGGAAAUAAACGAAGAGCUAUGCAAGCUCUGGGGAUUUUUCGUUGACGUCAUCGUGGACUGGCCUUCGGAGCACAUCAAGAUUGCCAACCUUUUAGAUACCAUAAGCAAGCUUCCACAUGUUGACCGCACCGGAAGAGACAGCUUGGAAAUGUUCAUGGAUGUGACCGGGACGGUCAGAGCCUCUGAGCUGUGGCAGGAUCUCCCUAGAUUCUGGAACACGUUUAGCGAUUACUGGCAUUCAUUAGCUGGUUGGCCAUACAGUCGACCUGAAUCCAGCGCAGAAACGGCUGCUAACUCUGAAUGGACUAAUAUCAACGCAUUCGCCGCGAUAGUCUUUAUGGGCGGCCCGUUUGCGGACAUGCCGCUUUUAGGAGAUUGGGGCUGCUAUGUUAUAAAGAAGGCGUCGAGGUCGGAUUACGAGCCUAUAGAAGUGCAUAUUCCCUCGGCAGCUGUGUGGAUGCGGUUUGCCGGCAAGGAACUAUAUCACUCUUACUCGACGCGGUACGAGGGACCUUUAAUGCAGGAGAGGUGGGAGGGUUGGAGGAAGGAGUUUAAGAAGAUUGCUAGGAACGAUGUGGUAGAUGUUGAUAUUAGAGAGGAUGCGGCCGAAUUGGCGGCGUUGAUGGGGAUGCCUUUAUGAGCGGGUAAAGUCGGGAGAUAGCAUUCUAUUGUUUGUACCUAUAUUAAGACGCGGAAGAAAUAGGUUCCUAUUCGUGUAAUAAUUAUAUGCUUUAAUCUUGAAGCAUCGUAAGUCUUAUAGGAGAGGUCCCUAUUUAUAUACCUGAGGAAUAUAUACCUGAGGAAGGUACGGGGUAUACAGCUCCUCCGUUGCUGCCACGCCGAUGCGCUUAGGUUAGCGGUAGUUUCGGGUACCGGUAGGGCUAAUCUCGGUAUUAGUAGCGGGAGAAGCGGGUCCCUCCCGCUAACGAUCGCGUGCUCGCUCGACAUGCAAAAACCCUCUUUCCCUCACGAGUCAUCGUCUUUAUCGUUCGUUGUAAGUUAAGUCGACGAUAUU
Molecule: messenger RNA, 1388 nt
Organism: Daldinia decipiens
Lineage: Eukaryota; Fungi; Ascomycota; Sordariomycetes; Xylariales; Hypoxylaceae
Exons: 2
Coding region: 198-1013 (271 amino acids)
Source: RefSeq, a predicted model, not a curated record